AACUAAGUUUUGUGCGGGAGAGCCUGUGCGUAAUUCCUUAUACUUCCACCACAGUGCUGCUCGCUGCCCUAUCAAACAACAGACAAAACUGUGCUCCAGACUUCAGUGACACCCCCACCCCAAACCGCAGCCUCCCCCUCUCUUCCUUCAGUUGGAGGAGGUCUCUGUUUGAGCUGGAGAGGAGAGGUUAGACCUGUCUCCCUCCAGCAGCCGUCGGGCUUCUCUGCAGCCUCCCACCGCAUCAUCAUAAUGGAUUUAGGGAGUAAAAGAGUCACUGGAAUUAUCACUCAGGUCGCCCUGCUCCUCCUCAGCUCGUACGGGGCAAUUGCAGAAGAGUUGUGUGACGGUCCACUGGUGUCUAAUCUGCCUCCAACGUCCUUCAGGAGCUCCUCCCAUCUGUCCAGCAGCCAUGCACCGGGCUUCGCCAAACUCAACAGGAGAGAAGGAGCUGGAGGUUGGUCCCCUCUCACCUCAGACCAGUAUCAGUGGCUGGAGGUCGACCUGGGCGAGCGGACCAAGCUCACAGCUGUCGCCACGCAGGGCCGCUACGGCAGCUCUGAUUGGCUGACAUCCUACCUCCUGAUGUUCAGCGACACGGGACACAACUGGCAACAGUACAGACAGGAGGACAGUAUAGGGUUUUUUCCAGGCAACAGUAAUGCAGACAGUGUGGUUCAGUACAAGCUGCAGCAGCCUGUGAUCACUCGCUUCCUUCGCCUCUUUCCUCUGAACUGGAACCCCACUGGGAGGAUUGGGCUCCGGCUGGAGGCAUAUGGAUGUCCAUACACCUCUCAUGUGGUGAGUUUUGACGGCGACAGGAGCAGUCUAGUGUACAGGUUGAGUCCCGGGCCAAGGAGGACGUCCAGAGAAGUUGUCUCUCUGAAAUUUAAAACCCUCAGGAAUUCUGGGACACUGUUGCAUGCAGAGGGACAGGCGGGACAGGAGGGACUCAGCCUCAGUCUGGAGUUAGAGAGAGGAAAGCUCCUGCUGCUGCUCAGACAAGGUGGGACUUCGCCCUCUGAACCCCGACGUCUCGCUUCUCUCGGCAGCCUGUUAGAUGAUCAGCACUGGCACCGUGUAGUACUGGAGAGGCAAAGUGCUCACCUCAACCUCACUGUGGAUAAACACACUGAGACAGUUCAAAUCCCCGCAGAGUUCAGCCACUGGGACAUCGAACAGCUGAGUUUAGGGGCAGUCCAGAGCCUCGGUUCUCAGAAACCAGCCGUGCCCAAGAGGAACUUCCAUGGCUGCCUGGAGAACCUGCUCUACAAUGGCCUCAACGUGAUAGAACUAGCUAAACACAGCUACCACCAAGUUACUGCAAUAGGCAAUGUGACCUUUUCUUGUGCUGAGCCAGUUUCCGUCGCUGUGACGUUCCCCGGCCCCCAGAGCUUCCUCCAGGUACCGGGGCCGAAGGUGUCUACAUCGGGGGGCUUGUCCGUGGGGUUUCAGUUCAGGACGUGGAAUAAGGCAGGGCUUCUGCUCACCUUUGACCUCCCUCAGCAAGGGGGUGUGGCCUGGCUGUACCUGAAUGAGGCCAGAGUCCAGCUACAGAUUCAUAAAGAUGGAACGACGCUGCUGGAGCUCAGUGCAGGCUCUGCUCUGAACGACGGCCAGUGGCAUUUGGUGGAGCUGAACUCUAAACGAGGUCGUCUGACCAUUACUGUGGAUAAAGAAGAAGGAGGCACUGCUCACGCCAGCCCUUCAUUUCCCGUCACCCUACAAAGUCAUCUGUUCUUUGGUGGUUGCCCUGCUGAAGACAACAGUCAGGAAUGCAAAAACCCCUUUAACGUCUUCCAGGGCUGCAUGCGCCUCCUGACUGUGGACAGCCAAAACAUAGAUCUAAUCAUAGUGCAGCAAAAGCAGCUGGGAAACUAUAGCAACCUGCAGUUUGACAUGUGCGGAAUCAUUGACAGGUGUUCUCCCAGUCGCUGUGAACACGGCGCUCGAUGCAGUCAGUCCUGGACCGUCUUCCACUGUAACUGCUCUGACAGCGGCUAACGGGGGCCCCCCUGCCACAGCUCCGUGUACGAAGAGUCCUGUGAGGCGUACAAACACAACGGCAACACGUCGGGACAUUUUUAUAUCGAUGUGGACGGCAGUGGACCAAUCAAACCACAGCUGGUCUACUGCAACAUGACAGAGGAGAAGACAUGGAUGGUCAUCCAACACAACAACACAGAGCUGACCAGAGUCCGGCCCUCACCAGGUGUAAACCAGCAUUUGGUUCACUUUGACUACUCAACUGAAGAGGAGCAGCUAUUGGCUGCCAUGAGCCAAUCAGAGCACUGUGAACAGGAACUGUCCUACCACUGCAGGAAGUCCCGCCUCCUCAACACUCCAGAGGGCUCUCCGUUCAGCUGGUGGCUCGGUGGUCCUGGCUCCGGUCGUCUCCAGACGUACUGGGGAGGAGCCCAGCCAGGCAGCCAGCAGUGUGCCUGUGGUCUACAGGGCGACUGUGUGGAUCCACAACACUACUGCAACUGUGACGCUGACCGCACGGAGUGGGCUGAAGACUCAGGCUUGCUCAUCCAUAAAGAGAGCCUCCCGGUCAAGUCUCUGGUGCUGGGUGACAUCCACAGGCCAGGGUCGGAGGCUGCCUACAGGGUGGGACCGCUCUGUUGUCAUGGAGACAAGAACUUCUGGAACGCUGCGUUUUUUGACAAGGAGACAUCAUACCUCCACUUCCCCACCUUCCAUGCGGAGCUGAGUGCAGAUAUCUCCUUCCUGUUUAAAACCACAGCCUCCUCUGGUGUGUUCCUGGAAAACCUUGGCAUCAAAGACUUUAUCCGGAUCGAACUGAGCUCCUCCACUCAGGUGGUUUUCUCCUUCGACGUGGGUAACGGGCCACUGGAGGUUCGUGUGGAGUCGAGCGUCCAUCUGAAUGACAACCGGUGGCAUCGAGUGCGAGCUGAGCGGAACAUCAAGGAGGCGUCACUUCGGUUGGAUGAACUUCCUGCUGCCACACAGGAGGCUCCUGCAGAUGGACACUUCCACCUGCAGCUCAACAGCCAGCUGUUCAUAGGAGGGACAGCAUCCAGGCAGAAGGGCUUCCGAGGCUGCAUUCGCUCUCUGCAGCUGAACGGUGUGACGCUGGACCUGGAGGAGAGGGCGAAGAUCACACCUGGGGUUCGGCCCGGCUGCCCUGGUCACUGCAGCAGCUACGGCUCGCUCUGCCUGAACCAGGGCCACUGUGUGGAGCGAGCCAGCGGCUUUCACUGUGACUGUGGCCUGUCGGCUUAUGCUGGAGUCUUCUGCCAUACAGAGGUGUCGGCCAGCUUCAAGUCGGACACGUCUGUCAGCUACACCUUCAAGGAGCCCUAUGAGUUCAUCAGGAACAGCAGCGCUCUGCCGUCUUCCAUCUACUCUGACACGACCCUGAGGGGAGAGAACGUCUCCCUGAGCUUCAGGACGAACCAGAGUCCGGCUCUGCUGCUCUACGUCAGCUCCCACUACAGAGAGUACCUGGCCCUGCUCAUCAAUGAGUACGGUACGUUGGAGGUGAGAUACAAGUUGGACAGCAGCAGAGAAGCUGAAGUGCUGAGGAGCAGAGUGGGAGGCCUGGCCAACGGACAACUGCACACGGUUACCAUCAGGAGACGGACGGAGUCUGUGGCUGUGCAGAUCGAUCAAAAUGCCAGAGAAGACUUCAGCCUGACAUCAGAUGGAGAAUUCAUUGCCAUCAAGUCUCUGGUGUUGGGCAGAGUGCAUGAUUCUGAUGAGUUGGAUCCAGAUCUGGCCAAGUUGGCAUCUCUCGGUUUUAUUGGCUGCCUGUCUGUGGUCCACUUUAACUCCAUCAGCCCUCUGAAAGCUGCUCUGCUUCACCCGGACACCAGCCCCGUCAUCAUCACGGGAUCUUUAGUCCAGUCCAGCUGUGGCUCUGCAGCCUCGGCCAAUCCCUACGCAGCUGAAAACACACAUCACCUGUCAGACCAGUCUGGUUCAGUGAGUUCAGGUCAACCUCUAGUCAAUGCCAUCAGGACUGACUCAGCUCUGAUUGGAGGUGUCAUAGCGGUGGUGAUCUUUGUGAUUGUUACUGGCCUGGCAAUAACUGCCAGAUUCCUCUACCGGAGAAAAGAAACGUAUGUGAACCGGGAUGUGAAGGGAGUGAAAGAGCGGGACAGCCCAGAUUUCCCUUUUAACAACCAAACCGACUCCCAGAACGUCUCCAGUGAAAACCCCAAGGAGUAUUUCAUUUAACUGAAGGCCUGAUCAGCUGGUGGGUUUUGGAGCUGAGGGUGCAGACAGGGUUUCCUUCCACAGCUCAGGACACUGCACUCAGAGCUACUCAGACACUUUGAUGGAGGCUGUGGCUUUACAGCAUGUGGAAAGCAAAACAAAAAGAACAAUUCACAGUGUUCUGUUUCUUUAAGGUGUUGAUAUCCUUGUUUCUGAUGUAAAUAUUCCAAAAUGUACAUGUUGAAUAAUGUAUUUGUAACAAUCUCUGCCUAAUGUCACUUUGUCAUAUUGAUAUAUCAGAAGUUUUGUGGUGGUCAGGUUUCUCCAGGAGAAAGGCAGGUAUAGGUAGAGAAAGAGGCAAACUUGCUGAAAAAAAGGAAACCAUAAAAAAAAAGGUUUGAUUCAGUGAAAAUCUUAGAGAUUAUAACUGUAAGCCUGUAAGUUUAUUUUUAAAUACUUCAGUGAAAUAUCUCCACCCAAUGGCGAAUCAGGUGAGAGAAUGUCAGUGCGAAAACGGUGACAUUAACUAACCGUUAUCCCACAGACAUCACAGCAAGCAUCUGAAGCUUAUCUUGUGUACUGUAACCAUGGUUCAGACAUUUGAAUGUGAAUGACUGAAUGUGUGGUUAGAGAUGAGUUGUGAUGAACUGGCACAAGGACCGAGUUUAUUCUUCCCCCCUUCUUUUUUUCUAAUCAUGAAGACAAACCAAAUCACAUUCUUGAACCUUGAUCAUUUCUACACUUAUAUUUUGUGUAUGGUUUCCUCAAAAAGUCUUUACAUUCAGUUGCUUUUUCUUUCUUCUCCCACUUAAAGGUGUCCUCCUCCCUGCUGUAUGCUACCUGCUGGGAGCUUCCUCUCCCUGCUCUCUGAAUGUCUCUGAACAGUAAAGCUUUUAACAGAGACAGCAGCACAGACUCUAACACCGUGUCUGUCUGUCACCUCGUUCACUGCACGUAGAGGCAGGUAAUAUGUUUUUGAAAUGCUAAUCUGCUUCAGCCUGACAGGUGGAUUGUGACUCGAUAGAAAGCAAAGAUGAUUAGAGUGACAGACAGAUAAUCCGAGCACUGUGUCAUGCAGACAUGGAUAUAAUGAAAACGCAUUCUGAUAUUAAUACUGAAAAUGGAUCUAAUCCCUCUAUGUGUUAAUUCAGCUCAGUGCCUCUGAUGGAGGGAGGCUGAGAGGCAGAAAGUGGAUCAACAGCAGCUGUUUCUCAAACACAUAUACACAGAGAGUACAGUUCCUUAACAGCUACAUGUCUGACCUGCUUACAUGCAUUUGUACACAGUAUAACUUUAAAUUUCAAGAAUCAAAUGUUUGCCAACAGUGGUUUGUUGUUUUUUUUCCAGCAAGAUUUGUAGUUAAGCCAAAUGGUUAUCAGUGUAACUAUAAUGAUGUGACAGCGCAUAGUGUUGGUGAAUAAUAGUGAUGUCAGCGAGCUGGAGUGACAUGCCAUUUAAAAUAAUAUUCAGAAGGUUUUAACCAUAUUCUGGUUGUUUGGUUACAGAAA
Messenger RNA from Monopterus albus (swamp eel), 5687 nucleotides. RefSeq names its product contactin-associated protein-like 4. The transcript is spliced from 24 exons. The record is from RefSeq and is a predicted model, not a curated record. Lineage: Eukaryota; Metazoa; Chordata; Actinopteri; Synbranchiformes; Synbranchidae.